This is a messenger RNA of Phanerochaete carnosa HHB-10118-sp, 1192 nucleotides long. RefSeq lists its product as uncharacterized. The transcript has 4 exons. Lineage: Eukaryota; Fungi; Basidiomycota; Agaricomycetes; Polyporales; Phanerochaetaceae. The record is from RefSeq and is a predicted model, not a curated record. Bases 103 to 747 code for a protein of 214 amino acids.
UUCUACGUUCACUCAGCAUUGCUCAUGCAGCGAUCGGAGAACAACUUCGGCUCUCUUUUCCCUGUAGCGCUCCAAGAGGGCGAAUCAGAGCAUCAAACAUCCAUGCUCCUCGUCCGCGAGCACUCUCAGGUCCUGAACGUCAUACUGCACACCAUCUACGGCCGGCCUUGCGACCAGUUUAGCCCGACCAAUGACACGCUGAGUGCGGCGAUCGCGGCCUUGUACACGUACGGCGUGCCGCUCGCUGUGCACCUCGCACCGGGGAUGCCGCUCUUCGCGCUGCUCGUUGCGCGCACACCCGGCGCACCGCUCUUCAUCUACACACUUGCAGCACAGUACGACCUAUACGACCUCGCGGCGCAGGCGUCCACGUUCCUGCUCAGCUUGAAGCUCGUCGACAUCGGUCAAGAGUGCGCAGAUCGCAUCGGCCCUGUGUACCUUCAGAGGCUCAUCUCGCUCCAGCAUGCACGCGUAGAGGCUAUGAAAGAGAUCCUACGCGAACCACCUGGUGAGCACCCGCCGACGGACCACUGUGACGCGGAGACGCAGGCUGGGAUGACGCGGGCAUGGAUGCUGACCGCGGCGUAUCUCAUAUGGGAGGCGCGGCCGGAGCUGACGACGACGUCUAUGGAGGUAACGUUCGAAAACGUCGCGGGAAGUAUACGAUGCACGGCAUGCAAAACCGUCUUCGGCGAACGCCUGGCGCGAGCACUGAAUAGCUGGGCACAGCAGAGGAGAACGAUAUGACAAGCAGACGCACGAUGGAUUAGCGAGACUGAGUGCCCUCGUUUCCCACAGGUCUCAAACACCCCCAUGACCAUGCUUCUGCUAUCACCAAUAAGAUGCCGCUGCGUGGACAGAUAUUUCUAGUGGAAUUUUUGUGCAGUAUCACUGCGACCGACAGCUAUACACGCAAUUGAAGUUGAACCGUAGCCAGAUUGCACAGAGGCCCUCUCGCACCAUCGCAUCAUGACGUUGCCACCACCACCAAAUUUUGCCGACGUACGUACUGCAGCACUGAGUUUUUGGACAGCGGAUAAUCUCCGGGGCGGAAGUCUCGAGCUCCAAUUGACCUGCAAGAUGGCGUCCUGAGGAGCACUGGGCCAAGCUACGUGGUCGCCGUGAAAAUUUUGCACUCUGUGUCUCUCUAGGUUUUGGGAUAAUGCGCUAUCAAAACCCAGAUUGAAUGCCA